Messenger RNA from Lachancea lanzarotensis, 654 nucleotides. It is a transcript of the gene SNO1, whose product is annotated as LALA0S02e02982g1_1. Gene Ontology annotation, cellular component: cytosol; glutaminase complex. Gene Ontology annotation, biological process: pyridoxal 5'-phosphate biosynthetic process; pyridoxine metabolic process. Bases 1 to 654 code for a protein of 217 amino acids. The transcript has a single exon. The record is from RefSeq and is a predicted model, not a curated record. Lineage: Eukaryota; Fungi; Ascomycota; Saccharomycetes; Saccharomycetales; Saccharomycetaceae. Gene Ontology annotation, molecular function: glutaminase activity.
AUGACGACCAAAACUGUGGGCGUGUUGGCGCUACAAGGCGCUUUCAAAGAACACGCAGAGCUCGUUGUUGCGUGUGUCCGUGAAAACCGGUAUCCGAUCACCGUUUGUGAAGUCAGAACGUCUGAGGAACUGAACCGCUGCGAUGCGCUCAUUAUCCCUGGAGGUGAAUCCACGGCCAUGUCGCUAAUCGCACAGCGGUGUGGCCUUUUUGAGCCGUUACAGCGGUUUGUGCAAAACCCUUCAAAAGCCGUCUGGGGUACCUGUGCGGGACUUAUCUUCCUCGCCCGCGAAAUCACCAACGACGCCAAACUGGUGACUCCGCUCCAAGCGCUGGACGUGGCCGUCCAGCGGAACGCGUUUGGACGUCAGGCCCAGUCUUUUGUCGCUCAGUGCGAUUUCACUUCUUUCAUGACACCAAACGCCAGUAUGCGCAACAGCGGACAGCCGUUCUCCACUGUCUUUAUUCGUGCCCCCGUUAUAGACCGCAUCCUGAAUGCGGAGUCCGUGCAGAUUCUUUACGAGAUUGAUACUCCUGCAGGCCAUAACCUGGUGGUGGCCGUAAGACAGAAAAAUAUCUUGGGAACAUCUUUCCAUCCGGAACUCGCCGAUGACAACCGCUUCCACGAUUGGUUCUUGCGUGAGUUUGUACUAUAG